GGAAUGUGUAGGCAAUCGAUCCAGUGUCAGGAAAUUUCGAAGCUAUGGUGGAAGCAGGAUCCAUGAGGGAGGGUACCGGAAAUCUCGAGCAAUUGGACAAGGAAGUUUUGCAAUGUCUGGAUUCGGUGCAUCUGCUUCUGGAACGCCGCGAAAUUUUGCAUCAAACUUUGCGCCAGGGAUGGAUGGAACUUACCAGUGCCCGAUAUACCAUGGGACCCGCUCGCAUCAGCUCUCCACUUUUCAGCCUCAAGCCACAUGCCCCGUCGGCUGUUGUCGAUGUGAGGGGAGCACAUGUGGAUUCUACAGAGAAAAUUGGUGUCCCGGAGCUCGAAGAAGAGAUUGCUCAAGUGGUGAUUACAGGUCCGGUAGCGUUUCAUUUGGUAAGAAACCGCGAGGAGAAGGAAGAAAAGCCUUCUGUUACGAAGUUGAGUGACUUGACGAUCAGUGAGAAGAAAAAUCCGGCAAAACUCCGACGACGUCUCACUUCGACAGCAAGUGAAAUUGAACAGGAUGAGCGGAAGGAUCGAUGGGAAAUCAAGAAUCUUACCGACGACUCUGCAACGGAAUCUGAUGACGAGUUGACUAUUGCGGAGGGCUCGAAGGACACCACCCAACCUCUCCAUUGGUUCGGAGCCCUCGUAUCUCCGCACUUGCGGUCCGCACAGAGUAACUUCUCUAAAGCUCUGGAUAUAGUGGUGGAGCUAUUGAACGCACAAAGCGAAGCUGCGCACGCACACGGCAACGUAAUGAGUCUUCGAAGGGCAGCGACGGAGAAUUGAGGUCAUGACGGAAUCGUCAGUCACCUGGUCGGAAGAUUGGGGUCGAAGGGCGGGCUCGAUAUCAGCAUGUAGGCUGUAUUCUUUACAGUAAUCAUUCGAAUAAGACAAGAUUUUGGGGGUCAGAGGCGCACGCUGCAUCUGGGUUGCGCAAGGACAUGAUUAUUGUUUGAUCUCAGAGGCGGCUGUUUACUUCUGAGGUUGUGUUUAGCUCGACCCCGACCACAGGAGAGAGUAUUUAUUGUAAAUAUCAUACAUGAGGUUUUCAUAGAAUGUUCAUUUUCUUGGAUUAUGAGGUAGAAAUAACAAGCGGAUCCAUCACAUAUCUGGAAUUCUCUGACAUGCAUGUGGCUCUUCUUACUUGCAUUGUUGUUACCUUUCUCUAUUACACAGCGAUUUCAAACUUGGAAGUUUAAGUGCUGGGGAGAGUGGUUCACGAAUCAGACAUAGGAAAUUACAGAAAUUGAAAAUGCUCGCAACCUUUUUGAAUAAAAUGAUUCCCUCUUGUGAGCAGCGUUCAACGCAAUUUAGAUCUGGAGCCAAUAUCUGCAGUUCAGACUGUAGCAUUGGGAUUGCAUCUGAGCCCUGUGGUGUGGUGCGAAGGGAUGAUGUAACUGUGAAAAUGGAUUGAUCGGGCUAUUUAUUCAACUUGAAAUCCAUAGUCACAAGU
Messenger RNA from Marchantia polymorpha subsp. ruderalis, 1446 nucleotides. Lineage: Eukaryota; Viridiplantae; Streptophyta; Marchantiopsida; Marchantiales; Marchantiaceae. The record is from the annotation of a GenBank genome assembly.